This is a messenger RNA of Cylicocyclus nassatus, 3307 nucleotides long. The record is from the annotation of a GenBank genome assembly. Lineage: Eukaryota; Metazoa; Nematoda; Chromadorea; Rhabditida; Strongylidae.
GCGAAUGAACAUUAUAGGCUGCCAAAUCUAACUUCAGCCGAGGCACAUUUCUUCGCGGUGUCCUUUGACUAAUGGUCGCGAGGCUGAAUUUGACGAAUCGGCCUAGACAGCUCCAUGCAAAGAGCAGUUUUCCCCAACUGCACGCCUUUGUCAACGUUACGACCUUAAUUUGUAAUGAACUGCUAGUAUAAUCGUGUUGUCGUCGAAACACCAUCAUUUAACAAAAAAUGCCUGUAUUCCACACGAAGACAAUCGAGAGUAUUCUCGAGCCAGUGGCACAGCAGGUAUCUCGACUCGUGAUUCUUCAUGAAGAAGCUGAAGAUGGAAAUGCUAUGCCGGAUCUUACACGACCGGUUAGUCUCGUGUCGAGAGCCGUAGACAAUCUCAUAAAGGUCGGCUAUGACACUUGCGACUCGUCGGACGAUCGUAUCCUGCAACAGGACAUGCCGCCGGCUCUGCAAAGAGUCGAGAACAGCUCUCGUCUGCUCGAGGAUGCGUGUCAUAUGCUCAAGGGUGAUCCAUAUUCCGUGCCAGCCAGAAAGAAGCUCAUCGAUGGCGCUAGAGGUAUCCUUCAAGGAACCAGUGCUCUCCUUCUCUGCUUCGAUGAAUCAGAGGUUCGCAAGAUCAUUCGUGGUUGCCGCAAAGUGCUUGACUACCUGGCUGUCGCAGAGGUGAUCGAAAGCAUUGAUGAUUUGGCACAGUUUGUCAAGGAUAUCACACCGUGGUUGUCGCGUGUCUCAUCCGAUGUGUCAAAUCGGCAGGCAGAGUUGACCCAUCAAGUUCAUAGGGAUAUAUUAUGCAGAUGUCUGGAUCAAAUCCGGACACUUUCACCGAUUUUGAUAUGCGCUAUGAAGAUUUUCAUACAAAUCGGUCAAGAUCAGCAACGUGGUCAAGCAGAAGCCGCUGAGAAUAGGAACUAUCUCGCGCAACGAAUGACCGACGAAAUGCACGAGAUCAUCCGAGUGCUUCAAUUGACGACUUAUGACGAGGAUGAAUGGGAUGCUGACAACGUCACCGUCAUGAGAAAGGCACUCUCAGCUGCCAAGUCAUUGCUGACAGCGGCAUUAGAUUGGCUCGGUGACCCACGUGCUCGUCCUGGAGCUGUGGGAGAGAAGGCUAUCCGUCGCAUCCUUGACUAUGCUGAUCGUAUUGCUUCCCGUGCUCUUCCUGAAGACAGCUACGCUAUCAAACGAUCUAUAUCGGAGAUUCAAUCGUUAACAGAUGCCAUCUGUGAACUUAGGAACCAGGGUCGAUACGACAACGAAGGCUUGGCUGCCAGCUGUGCCCAAAAAUUGAAGGAGCUUGUUGGAACAAAGAACAGUGCCGGAAUACUUCCGGAUGCUCUGAUGAACGCACAUCGCAUGGGUGGAGCUAACCCAGCACAUACCGCCGCUGGACGUCUUGAACAAGCACUCAGAUGGCUAGACAAUCCUGGUGUCGACGAUGGUGGUCUUGGUCUUCGUGCCAUGAAACUGAUGACGGAAGACGCCCGAAGGCUUGCCGAUAGGCUCAAUCCACAAGACAGAAAUCACCUUCUUGGCCUAUGCUCUGACAUCGACCGGUUGGCAAAUCAACUUGCUGAUUUGGAACGACGUGGUCUUGGCAAUACUCCUGAGGCAAAUGCCAUUCGUCAACAACUCAAGGAUAAACUUCGAGAUCUGGCUGACUUUAUGAGGAAGAUCCUUACUGACCGAGUGGUUGAAGACUUCGCCGACAUCACCACACCAUUGAAGCAGUUUGUUGAAGCAGUUCAUGCUGAGCCUAAUGCACCAAACAGGGAAGGCAACUUCGCAGAUAAGUCUGAUCGACUGCGACAGCAUGCUGGUAAUAUGACAUCUACAGCACGUUUGGUUGCAACAUGUGGCCCAUGCAAGAGCAAAAACACCAUCGAAGCCAUCGUUGACACUGCAGAGAAGGUCGAUCAAAUGACUCCACAACUAGUCAAUGCAGGAAAGAUCCGCUUACAUAAUCAAACCGAUUCUGCUGAACAGCACUUUGAAAAUCUUCACAGGCAAUAUGCUGAUGCUUUGCAUCGUUUACGAUCCCAUGUGGAUGACGCUAUUGACACGCAUGAGUUCGUUCGUGCCAGUGAAAACGCAAUGCGUCGUUACACAAACCGAUGUGAAGAUGCUAUUGCCGACAAUUAUCCACAGGGUAUGGUUGACAAUACUUCUCAGAUUGCUCGUCUCGGCAACCGUGUUCUCAUGGCAGCUCAAAAUGAAGCUGAAAACUCCGAGGAGCCAGCAUAUUGCGAUCGAGUAAACAGUGCGGCGAACCAAGUGCGCUCCGCUAUUCCUCCAAUGGUGACGCAAGCGAAGCAAGUAGCCAUGAGUCCUCGCGAUACUGGAGCUGCGAACGCCUGGCGCAGUGCUAACGAUCAUCUUCUGGAUUCUGUCAAAGCUGUCGGAGAUGCCAUAGCCGGUAUCCAGAAUGGUCGACAUUCAGCGUAUCAAGAUAGCCUGAGCAGAGCUUCGCCGUAUCAGCCACCACAGCAAUCAUCACAAGUUUUGCGCUCAGUUCCUCCACAAGCUCCUACUCCACCAGUGAUACAUAACAAGAUGAUCAUUCGAGAGGAAAUUCCAGCGCCACCAAGGCCACCACCACCGGUUGAGAUUAGUCCACCUCCACGGCCACCGCCACCGCCAGAGUAUGAUGACGAAGAGGAGACGAGAGCGUUUUGGGAGAGGUAUCCGCUGCCACAAGCAAGCCAUCAGCCAAUCUUGUCGGCUGCUCAUUCCUUGCAUAAUGAACUCAGACAAUGGUCAAGUCAGGAAAAUGAAAUCGUAGCCGCUGCAAAGCGUAUGGCUAUUUUGAUGGCACGUCUUUCACAACUUGUACGCGGUGAAGGUGGCACAAAGAAGGAUUUGAUCGAGUGCGCUAAGGCCAUUGCCGACUCAAGCGAGGAAGUCACCCGGCUUGCUGUUCAACUUGCUCGUCUCUGCACAGAUCUCAAGAUGCGAAUGGCUCUUCUUCAAAUGGCCGAACGAAUCCCAACGAUCGCCACACAGCUGAAAGUGUGCUCGACGGUGAAGUCAACCAUGUUCGGCACAUCGAGCAGUGAAGAAGAUAUCGAAGCUAUGGAACAACUGGCGCAUAAUGCACAAAACCUCAUGCUUGCCGUCAAGGAUACCGUACGAGCAGCAGAAGCGGCCAGUAUUAAGAUCAAGACAAACUCUGGUCUUCGCCUACGCUGGAUUCGCAAACCAAUGUGGUCAAAUUUCUAAGCGCGCCAUACGUAUUUUCUCUCUCGUCUACGCUCAAUUCCUUCAAGCGCUCACCGUGAGUGUAUCCCUCAUCAUACGUCCUU